Mytilinidion resinicola is the source of this 783-nucleotide messenger RNA. RefSeq lists its product as uncharacterized. Bases 234 to 584 code for a protein of 116 amino acids. The record is from RefSeq and is a predicted model, not a curated record. Gene Ontology annotation, molecular function: protein kinase activator activity; ribonucleoprotein complex binding; structural constituent of ribosome. The transcript has a single exon. Lineage: Eukaryota; Fungi; Ascomycota; Dothideomycetes; Mytilinidiales; Mytilinidiaceae. Gene Ontology annotation, cellular component: cytosolic large ribosomal subunit. Gene Ontology annotation, biological process: cytoplasmic translation.
ACCUCCAGUCAUCUCAACCUCAGAGUCACAGUCACGUGCCUUGACUCCACUCCACUUCUCACGGUUCCCAUCCCUCAUCCUACCCCUACGGGCCAAUCGUCCUCCUCCUCGUCCUACUCCGCCUUCAACAUCUCUAAGUAUAAAUACCCCCUCUCGCCCAAUCCUUUUCAACAACCCAAACAUGCACUUCUACGUCCCUUGAACAUCGUAUCAACCAUUUUUUCUUAUCUAAAAUGUCUACUACAACCAACCCCGAAACCGCCACCGCCUACGCCGCCCUCAUCCUCGCCGACGCCGAGGUCGCCAUCACGGCUGAGAAACUGAUGGUCUUGAUCCGUGCGGCGGGGAUUCAAGACGUAGAGCCGAUUUGGGCGAGUUUGUUUGCGAAGGCGCUGGAGGGGAGGGAUGUUAAAGAACUGAUGCUUGAGAUGCCUGCCCUGGAUGGGGAAAAUGGAGGGGAGGGGAAGAAGGACGAGGGGAAAGAGGGAGAGGAGGGAGAGGGAGUGGAGCAUGAGGAUUGCUGCUAUGAGGGGAGUAGGGAUGAUGAUUCUGAGGAGGACGGAAUUAUGGGGUUGUUUGAUUAGGAUGAGAUGGGGGUGGGGUUUGAGGUACGUGUACGUCGCAUCUCAGAUAUGUUUGAAAGACGCCUGAUGUGGAUAUAUAUGGUAGAGUAGGAUUUGGUUUUGGGCGUAUCUGGCUCAUCUGCAAUAUGUGACCGAAAUGUGCUCAAUACCGUUUCCCAAGCUUCAGGUCGUUCAUUACACUCGCUUUUCGCGUACCAGA